CUUAUCAUUGUGGGCAAAGCCGUGCACGCGCAUUUCUUUGGCAGGAGCAACAUUCACGCGCACUGUAUGUUCGCCAUAGAAAACAAAGCUAUCUGUGAGCUUCCAAUACUGCUAACAGGGUAAACACAGUACAGCUCUCUCUCUCUAUAUGCAGGUACACCCAAGAUGGGGGUGCAGCUCGUCUGAGGGCCUUUGAUCGCGGGCCUGUUUUGACUGUCAGCUGAAGUCGUAUUUUUCCCGGACCGCUUUUGUUUCUUAGCCACAGCUAGCAGCAAAGCCACAGUCAUUGUCGUUUCUGCUGCGAGCUGCCGAGCGAAAACACAUCGCCAUGUUGUUAUCGGAGUGGGCUCAUUAAAGAAGGCGAAACCGUGUGCGCGUAGAGGAGAUAAUCUCGUCGUUAGAGCCGAACCUGAGUCCUCAACGCCGCCUGCCUGCCUACCUCACUGACUGACUGACUGACAUGGCGGAGCAGAGCUACUCCUGGGCAUACUCCCUGGUGGACUCCAGCCAGGUGUCAACCUUCCUCAUCUCCAUUCUUCUUAUCGUUUAUGGGAGCUUCAGGUCAUUAAACAUGGACUGUGAGAACCAGGAGAAGGACAAGGAUGGAAACCCCACCACCAAUGGCUCAUUUAACAAUGGCAACUCCAACAACAGUAUUCAGACCAUAGACUCAACACAGGCACUGUUCCUGCCCAUCGGGGCCUCUGUGUCUCUGCUCGUCAUGUUUUUCUUCUUCGACUCAGUUCAGGUGGUGUUCACCAUAUGCACUGCAGUUUUAGCGACCAUUGCGUUUGCGUUCCUUCUGCUGCCGAUGUGCCAGUAUCUGACCAGACCCUGCUCUCCACAGAACAAGAUCUCGUUCGGCUGCUGUGGCCGCUUCACAUUGGCGGAGCUGCUCUCCUUCUCUCUCUCUGUCAUGCUGGUUCUCAUCUGGGUGCUGACGGGGCACUGGCUGCUCAUGGACGCUCUUGCCAUGGGUCUCUGUGUGGCCAUGAUUGCCUUUGUGCGACUGCCUAGUCUCAAGGUUUCUUGUCUGCUGCUGUCAGGCCUGCUCAUCUAUGACGUGUUCUGGGUCUUCUUCUCCGCCUACAUCUUUAACAGCAACGUGAUGGUGAAGGUGGCUACGCAGCCUGCUGACAACCCCCUGGACGUUCUCUCACGCAAACUGCAUCUUGGCUCCGGCAUGGGGCGGGACGUCCCACGGCUCUCUCUGCCCGGCAAGCUGGUGUUCCCAAGCUCCACCGGCAGCCACUUCUCCAUGCUGGGCAUCGGCGACAUCGUCAUGCCGGGACUGUUGCUGUGUUUCGUGCUCCGAUAUGACAACUAUAAGAAACAGGCUACAGGAGAGGUGCCCGGCCCUGCCAAUAUGUCGGGUCGCAUGCAGCGGGUUUCCUACUUCCACUGCACCCUCAUUGGUUACUUUGUUGGACUGCUGACUGCGACAGUGGCCUCUCGGAUUCACCGUGCAGCUCAGCCUGCCCUCCUGUACCUGGUGCCCUUCACCCUGUUGCCUCUGCUCACCAUGGCCUACCUGAAGGGCGACCUACGGCGCAUGUGGUCCGAGCCCUUCCAUGCCAAAGCCAGCAGCUCACGUUUCCUGGAGGUAUGAUGCUGCUUUGACCAGCACAGAUUCCCCACCCUACCCACCCACCAGAGAGAGAGAGAGAGAGAGACAGAGUUUGGAAGAGAGGAACUUAAAUCGUCUUCUCAUUGUCCCUCAUUCCUGUUGUCAUCCUCCAGCCAGCAGAUGAACAGGCGUACGCAGACUUCACUGGCAGAUGGAUUCAAGCGUUCCACACGUCUCCAUAUUCCUCAUUCCUUACAUUCUAUCCAUUCUUUGUCCGGAUCCACUACUGUCCAUUCAAAUCCUGUCUUUUUCCUCUACCUUUUUUUCUUUCUCAGCUCCAUUCAAUCUUGAAGCUUGUCACUACAUCUUUCUUAAAAGGAUAGUUCACCCCCCAAAAACAAAUUCUGUCAUCUGUCAACCUGUAUUAGGUUUGAACAACAUGAGGUUGAGGAAAUGAUGGCAGAAUAAAAAAUGUUGGGUGAACUAUACCUUUAAACUCUCUCUCUCUCUCUCUCUCUCUCUCUCUCUCCCUCUUUCCUUCCUUGCCCAUCACUGCUUCUGUUUUCUGAACUGAACCACACUUUAACGGUUUCUGUGUUCUCUGGACGUAACCGGAGCCUCUUUGUGCUCCAAAUGCAUUUCCAUUUUUACCAUUCGGCACCAUUAUGGAUUUACAGACUGGGAUGUUUUUUUAUUUUAUUUACUUCUAUAAACGAACCGUGGACAAGGAACGUCGAUUCCACCACCAUCAUUGGAUGACGAUGACCCUAUAAGGGACCAGCACACAGGACAGCGAUAUAUUUUCCCCUUUACUUCGUUCUCUCUUUCUCUUUCUCCUUCUGAUAAAUCCCCCACCCCACAUCCAUCCCGCCCCCUUUGCAGAUACAUGUAUUUUAUUUAGAAAGAUUUUAUUCUUGACAUAUACAGAAAUGAUGCAUUAUAAAUUGUGGGGGCAUACAGCUCUAUGUAUAUAUGUGUACACAUGUAUUAAGGGUUAUCAUGUUGAGGUGCAAGUGUGUGUGAGUGUGUGUACGUGUGAAUGAGGGCAAAAAUUUGUUUAAAGAGGAACUAUGUCAUUUUUCUGUGCUUUUAGAGCUCGAUGGAGCCAUAGCCAAAUGAAAUGACAAAGGCAAAUGAGGGGAAAUGUUUUUGUUUGGUUCUUUAAAUCCACAUAGGUCACUUUUUUGCCUACACAUCCUUGUCCAUAUGACACAGUGGGAGGGCUGGUUGCAUGGUUCGAACGGGCCAAUCUGAGCACAGCUUGACCAUUUAAGAGCAGUGUAUGUGUGUUUGUUUGAGGUUGUGUAGAUGUAUGAAUGUAUGGCGUUACCUCUAUAGGGGUCUGGGUGGGCUAUUAAUGGAACAGUUGAAAACUCUGUCAACAUUUGUUUAUCAUAUUGUUCCAAACCUAUAUUAUUAUUAUUAUUAUUAUUAUUAUUAUUAUUAUUAUUAUUUUUUUAACUUCUGUGGAACACAAAAGGAGAUGUUUAACUAAAUGUUAGUAUCGGUCACAUUCUCUUAUUUAAUUUUUUUUUUUUCAUACAGUGAAAGUGAAUGAAUAGUGACUGAGACUAACAUUCUCUUGUUUUCCACAGAAGUCAUACAGGUCUGGAACGACAGGAGGGUGAGAAAGAAAAUUCUCACCAAAUCUGUCAAGAAAAUGUCCUGAUUGAAUAUGACCAAGAUUUUUUCUUGAGAAUCAUCCAGUUAAUGAUGACAGAAUUUUUUUGGUGAUCUAUCUCUUUAAAUAGGAGCUCAAUCACCCCCCUUGAGGUAAAUCUUAUAGGACUGUACUAAAAUCAUUGGACCCUAGUUAUUUAAUCAAGCCCAUGGGUUUUUUUUUUUUUUCACUAGUAUUUUGUUAUUUCAAUCAUAUAUAUAUAUAAUUUUUGUUGUUGUUGUUGUCAUUCCUCCCACACAAUUGGAUCCAUAAUAGAAUAAAACUGAAACUGAGGGUGUGUGUUCAGUGGGGUUGAAUGAGUGCGUGUGUGUGCAAUGUUGUAGAAAUAAUGCAUUUUGCUGGCUUCGUCUGUUGAGUUUUGCUUUUUUUUUUUACCUGUUGUUACCUGUUUUUUAAUCUGUUAGUCGUCUGGCCUUGCAUGUCAAUUGUACAGCGUGUCAUUCUUCAAAGCUGCGUUUCCAGGGCAACGGCGGUAGUGCGACACUCUGAAACUCUGAGACGCAGACACAGGGUCGUAAACGAAGAGUCGCACAAGAGAAUUAAUAAAACAGAGAGAGAGGCCGAGGGGCAGCAAGACUGAACCACUUUGCCCCGCUUUUGGACAUAAACAUUGGCAAUGCGUUGCCUAAAUAUUCAGUAUGAACGUUUGCCUGAUGGCAGUGGGACAUGGUUAAACUGAGCAUCAUGGACAUAAAUCCAACACACUGUCCCUCUGCCACCCUUAUAGACAUUACAACAAAAAAAGAGAACAAUAUAAAUGACGAUCAUGAUGAUUGCAUUGAAAUAAACACAAAAGUUAGUUUUUUUAAUGGAAGAUUGCUUUUUCUGUUUUUUGUUUCAAACCAUUAUCUGUCAUUUUCCCCCACUUUUCCCUUAAUGCUGUUGAUUUUCAUUUUGUACUUAUUUUUUUCAUUGUCCUCCCUGCCUGCAGAGGGCGCUAAGCUCUGUUCGGCUCUCAACAUUAACAGCCAAAAGGAUUCUGUAUACAAAUUUGAAUAAAGUGUAGUGAAACGUGGAUCCAAAUGAGUUGUACUGAACACAUUUCAGCUCUCCUAACCUUCCCUUCUCCUUUAGUCAGGAUUCUGCUGUAAAUAAAACAUGACUAACUGUA
Molecule: messenger RNA, 4359 nt
Organism: Myxocyprinus asiaticus (Chinese sucker)
Lineage: Eukaryota; Metazoa; Chordata; Actinopteri; Cypriniformes; Catostomidae
Product: signal peptide peptidase-like 3
Exons: 10
Coding region: 461-1609 (382 amino acids)
Biological process (GO): membrane protein proteolysis
Cellular component (GO): Golgi-associated vesicle membrane; lumenal side of endoplasmic reticulum membrane; cytoplasmic side of endoplasmic reticulum membrane
Molecular function (GO): aspartic endopeptidase activity, intramembrane cleaving
Source: RefSeq, a predicted model, not a curated record